AACGCGGAGCCACGUGCGGGCGCCGCAGUAGGCGCCCUGGGAUCUGGGCGUGCGCGGUGGAAAGGUCGCCUGGACGCAAGCGCGCGCUGCUGGGCGGAAGCUACACUCCUGGCUGCACGUGGAAUCUGGGCGAUGGAGGGGCCUGUUCCGAUCGAGGCCCAGAUCCGCACUGAGACUGGGGCCGAGAGCGGCCUACGGGGCCCCGGCUGCAGCCUCCGGCACUUUGCCUGCGAACAGAACCUGCUGUCCCGGCCGGAUGGCUCUGCCUCUUUCCUGCAAGGUGACACCUCCGUCCUGGCAGGCGUCUAUGGGCCGGCUGAGGUGAAGGUCAGCAGAGAAAUUUUCAACAAGGCCACACUUGAUGUGGUCCUGAGGCCAAAAAUCGGGCUGCCUGGCGUGGCAGAGAAGAGCCGGGAGCGGCUGAUUCGGAACACGUGCGAGGCUGUGGUGCUGGGAGCCCUGCACCCCCGCACCUCCAUCACCGUGGUCCUGCAGGUCGUCGGCAAUGCCGGCUCCCUCCUGGCCUGUUGCCUGAACGCCGCCUGCAUGGCGCUGGUGGACGCAGGUGUGCCCAUGCGGGCCCUCUUCUGCGGGGUCACCUGUGCCCUGGACUCUGAUGGGAGCCUCGUGCUGGACCCCACAGCCAAGCAAGAAAAGGAGGCCCGGGCAGUCCUGACCUUCGCUCUCGACAGCGUGGAACAGAAGCUGCUGAUGGCGACCACAAAGGGGCUCUACUCCGAUGCCGAGCUCCAGCAGUGCCUGGCGGCCGCCCAGGCUGCCUCCCAGCAUGUCUUCCGCUUCUACCGGGAGUCUGUACAGAGACGCUACUCCAAGAGCUGAGGCCAGCUGGGUGCGGUGCCCUCCUGCUGCCAUCUCCGCUGCCUCCCGUGAAUAAUAAACCAGCGGCCCAGCCUGGCCUCUGUCCCUGUGUCACUGUGUGAGCGUAUGGUCUUGAAGCUGCAGGAGGAGGACAGAGCCUCAGUCCCUGACAUGCCAAGAGAGCUGGCGUGCUGCUCCCAGGCCCAGGGGGCACAGACAUCCCCACCCUCCAAGGAUACCACUAAUAAGAGCUCGUAGCUAUUGAAUGACUGAAUCAAUAUGCAUUCAUUCCAACAGAUGUCUGUUGAGCACCUCCUACGUGCAGGCCUUGUUAGGUGCUUGGGAAGCAGCAGUGAACUAGGAUCCUACAUCCAGUGUUCAAGGAACCUGGAGGAGACAGACAAAUAAAAUUGGUGCUUAUCAGA
Messenger RNA from Choloepus didactylus (southern two-toed sloth), 1244 nucleotides. Its product is annotated as exosome complex component RRP46-like. The record is from RefSeq and is a predicted model, not a curated record. Gene Ontology annotation, cellular component: cytoplasmic exosome (RNase complex); nucleolus; nuclear exosome (RNase complex). The transcript is spliced from 6 exons. Bases 133 to 840 code for a protein of 235 amino acids. NCBI's taxonomy places the organism in Eukaryota, Metazoa, Chordata, Mammalia, Pilosa, Megalonychidae. Gene Ontology annotation, biological process: rRNA catabolic process; poly(A)-dependent snoRNA 3'-end processing; U4 snRNA 3'-end processing.